Messenger RNA from Manihot esculenta (cassava), 1390 nucleotides. Its product is annotated as AP2-like ethylene-responsive transcription factor At1g16060. The record is from RefSeq and is a predicted model, not a curated record. Bases 221 to 1213 code for a protein of 330 amino acids. Gene Ontology annotation, biological process: regulation of DNA-templated transcription. Lineage: Eukaryota; Viridiplantae; Streptophyta; Magnoliopsida; Malpighiales; Euphorbiaceae. The transcript has 8 exons. Gene Ontology annotation, molecular function: DNA-binding transcription factor activity; DNA binding.
AAGUGAAGACAAGAGUGAGAAAAAAACUACACAAAGUAAGCCGCUUAGAGACGGCCAUUAAAAUCAUCCUUCUUCUUCAGCCGGCUUUCCUCUCUGCAUCUCCCAUUAAAGUAAAAAAAUCUCUCUUUCCCUCUCCUUUUUAAACCCUUCUCAUUCCAUACAUGACCUUGCUUCUCCUUCCUUCCUUCUCACAUCUCCAUCUUCUCUAUACAUCUUGUUAAUGGCGAAAAUCUCCCAACAAACCCAAAGGAAUAACAGCACUGCAAACACUGCCACCAACAGGCCUACAACAAAGACAAAGAGGACAAGGAGGACUUUGCCCAGAGACUCUCCUCCUCAGCGCAGCUCCAUCUACCGCGGCGUUACAAGGCACCGGUGGACGGGACGUUAUGAAGCUCACUUGUGGGAUAAGAAUUGUUGGAAUGAAUCACAGAACAAGAAAGGGAGACAAGUAUAUCUAGGGGCAUAUGAUGAUGAAGAAGCUGCAGCACAUGCCUAUGACUUGGCAGCAUUAAAGUACUGGGGACAAGACACCAUCCUCAAUUUCCCUUUGUCAACUUAUCAAGAAAAGCUCAAAGAAAUGGAGAGUCAGUCAAAAGAGGAGUAUAUUGGAUCACUCAGAAGGAAGAGCAGUGGAUUUUCUCGUGGUGUUUCCAAGUAUAGAGGCGUAGCAAGACACCAUCAUAAUGGAAGAUGGGAGGCCAGAAUUGGCAGAGUUUUUGGCAACAAGUACCUCUAUCUUGGAACUUAUGCCACUCAAGAAGAAGCAGCCACAGCUUAUGACUUGGCAGCUAUAGAGUACCGUGGACUUAAUGCUGUUACAAACUUUGACCUUAGUCGUUACAUCAAACCGCCACGACCUAAUACUAGUAGUGAUUCUAAUUGCACAACAAACUCCAACCAAGAAUCUGGAUUAAGUUUCACCGAAACCACCAUGCCUUCGCCACGACCCAGUGGUGGGUCGACAUCAUCUGCAUUAGGGCUUCUGUUACAAUCCUCAAAAUUUAAGGAAAUGCUAGAGAGAACAUCUCCAAAUGAUUGCCCAUCGGUACUAUCAGAGUCUGAACUGCCACGUCGGAGUUUCCCAGAUGAUAUUCAAACUUACUUUGAUUGUCAAGACUCUAGCAGUUAUGUAGAAGGCGAUGAUAUUAUUUUUGGAGACCUCAAUACAUUUGCCUCACCCAGUUUUCACUGUGAACUAAUUGACUGUUAGGAGGAUGCUUGGCUAAAUAAGGCUAUGUUUACAGUACAAAAUAUUUGAGGUUUCUAAAGAUAUGGAGGUAAGGAUUGUUGUAGGAAAUUAAGAUGAUGACGAAAAGGGCAAGAAAAAUCAGAAUUUAGAGUUAUUCUUUUUUUCUUUUUUGUUUUAUAUGAAAUAUAUAUGCUUCUC